Molecule: messenger RNA, 1296 nt
Organism: Eublepharis macularius
Lineage: Eukaryota; Metazoa; Chordata; Lepidosauria; Squamata; Eublepharidae
Exons: 2
Coding region: 2-754 (250 amino acids)
Source: RefSeq, a predicted model, not a curated record
GAUGGCUGGCUUGUUGAGCGGUGAUGUCCAGGCGGCUGGUGAGGUUUUGGAGGUCCAAGAAGCCAGUGGUACUGAACAGGCCUGGGCGGACGAAGGUGGGCCACUUGCAUUGGCUGUGGAACCUCCAGUGGCUGAAUCCGCUGAAGAUACUGGUGUUGUGUCUCACCGUGGGAGGCUUCGGAUCCUCAUCUGCAGGCACAGCAUGGUGUUUUGGGCGGUCCACCAAGCCAAGAGGACGCAGAUGGGGUCCCAACUUGGGCUCAGUGAGUGGGCCACGGUGGAAUGGCAGGGCCGGCGGGGCCUUAGGUGGCCUGGGUUGAUGCCGCUGCUGUUCAGGGAAAGGAGGGGGCUCCCUCCUCAUAUCCUGGUCAUCCAUCUGGGUGGGAAUGACCUCGGUUUGAUCAAGGGCAAGGCCCUUUCCUUGCAGGCGCAGGCGGAUUUGCAGCAGAUAUGCGUGGCAUGGCCCGGUGUCCUGAUUUUGUGGUCAGCGAUUUUGCCACGUCGUAAGUGGCAUGAAGGUCUUGACGCCCGGGGUAUGAAUGAGGCAAGGCGCAGGGCUAAUAGUGCUCUUUUAAAAGCUCUGGGUAAUGGGUUGGGGAUUUAUUUGCCCCACCCCAGAAUACGGGCUGCUGCUGCCCACCUCUACAGGGAUGAUGGGGUUCACCUCUCAGAGGCAGGUAACGAACUUUUUCUUGAAGAUUUACGGCAAGGGCUCAGGAUGGCCAUAAGCCACCUGUGGGGAGCAAGGGCCUAAGCAGAGGCUUGGCCCUGCCCAUGACAGGAUAGAGUUGAAAAAAGGGAGCGGGCCGGCGAGCACCCUUGGCAUAUCCCCACUAGGGGGAUUGCAGUCUGUCAGGAUUGGCUGGUGGGCUUCAUGGUGACCAGCUGAGAGGGCAGACUGCUACUGGGACCCCCUAGGUUGAGUCCUUCACUCGGGCUGCAUGGCGGAGUGGUUGGAACUUCAAAGGGGAACCAUUUGCCUGGCCGGCCGGGUUGCAACCGUGUGCUGUAUGGCUUGCACCCGGGGCAACGGGGCUCGCCCAGACAGGUCAGGGCAGCCGUCCUGGUGCGGACACCGGGCCUGACCUGUACCGCAGUUAGAUCCCUUGCCGUAUUUGCAGUUUGUUAAAUUGUUUAAUAAAGUGGCCCUUUUAAAUACCCAGAUACUUUGUCUGCCUCUUUAUUCCUGACUGGGGGGGCAAUUUGGCCCUCCCAGCCAGCAGCCUGUGGCUGCUUAGGAUGGGGGCCGCGUUUGCAGCCCUGGAGGGAGAAAGCGGCUAUCCCGCUCCUUCCUGU